This is a messenger RNA of Huiozyma naganishii CBS 8797, 1899 nucleotides long. RefSeq names its product Cst6p (gene CST6). The coding region runs from base 1 to 1899 and encodes 632 amino acids. Gene Ontology annotation, molecular function: RNA polymerase II cis-regulatory region sequence-specific DNA binding; DNA-binding transcription factor activity, RNA polymerase II-specific. Lineage: Eukaryota; Fungi; Ascomycota; Saccharomycetes; Saccharomycetales; Saccharomycetaceae. Gene Ontology annotation, biological process: regulation of transcription by RNA polymerase II. The transcript has a single exon. The record is from RefSeq and is a predicted model, not a curated record.
AUGGAGCAUACUAGCAACAAUAACACGUACGGUAUGCUGCACCGUGGUCAGAGUGUAGGGGAUACAGCGGUCAACAACCACAGGAUGGGCGUCGCUAACGGUAUGGUGCAACAACAUAUGUACAUGCAACAGGCACAACAACAACAACAACAACAACAACAACAACAACAGCAGCAGCAGCAGCAGCAGCAGCAGGGGCGCCAGCAGUUCCAGGCGGGUGGGUACUUCCCUCUAGCGGAUGGGAUGCUCGCGGAUGGGGUCUCCGAUAUCGCUUUGCAGCAGAUGAGGCACGGCGGUGCAGGAAGCGUGAAGAGUGGUCAUGGGGAGCGAGUCAAGGAAACGAUGAACAACUACCAUCCGGAUAGUGUGCCCCCAGCAGAGGUGGUUCAAGGACAUAACAGGAGUGUGUUGAACGAUAUAGUGUUGGACCCGCAUUCCGCGGAUCCAUCAACGGCUCCCACAACAGCUUCCAAUAUAGACGUGCUGUCCUCGACGACAGAUUUGUCCCCAGUGACGAAUAACAUGGAUACAAACGGGGUUAACGGUAAUGGUGUUGCUAAUGCUUCCGCGGCGGGGGCAGCGGCUGCAGCAGCCGUAGCAGCAGCUACGGGUAAUGGUGGUGGUGGGUUUCGCCCAGCGACAACAGGGUCGGUCAAAGUACCCACGUCGAUGGCAGAUAACAAUGGUGGUGCUGCCUCUGUCGGUGCAGGGCCCAUGGCACCAGCGGACAGCGUAAGCGGUGGUAAAUUCAAUUUCAGGGAUAUAACGUCAACGAACAAACAGCUGUACCUGUCCACGAUAAAUAACAAUCCGCAUGCGAUAAAUGAUCCGUCGAUCCAGGAAUCUCUAUCGUCCUUCUUCCAGCCGUUCGGUGUGGACGUGUCACACUUACCAAUGACAAACCCACCGAUCUUCCAAAGUGCAAUGCCCUUCUUUGACGAACCUGUCAGAAGGAGGAGGAUAUCGAUCUCGAACGGGCAAAUCAGCCAACUGGGAGAGGACUUGGAGACAGUUGAAAAUUUAUACAAUACACAACCGCCACCAAUGCCUCACCAAAGGUUCCGUCAACCGCACCACACACCCCAACAACAACAGGCAAACAUCCAUAUCCCUAGUAAUCCUGCAGAUGGGACUCCCGGGAACGAAAUGCUGAAACAGCUACCGAUGGGCGCGGUCCCCAACAUGCCCGGUAACGAUCACUGGGCGAAACCAGCUGGGGAGAGUCCUCUGGGUAGUGUGUUGGGGCCCCAGGGCCAGCCCAUGCUAAACCAUAACAAUAUUGCACUGCACCAACAACAACAGCAACAACAACACUACGCACCACAUGAAGAUUUCCCACUGGUGCCCAAUAACAUGAAUGUGCCCAACCAGAUCAACGGGCUCCCUCAGCCGCCAUUGACACAAGCACAGGUGCUGAAGAAUGGACCGGCACAGCAGAUUCCCCAAGAACAACACAUCUCGUCAUUUCCUCCCCCAAGGAGCAACAGAGCACAGUCGCUUUCAUCGAUCACAUCGGACAACUCGUACUCUGUCGACGACAAGAACGACCCCGUGCCGGGCACGACGGCGUGGAAGAGGGCGCGUCUGUUGGAAAGGAACAGGAUAGCUGCGUCCAAGUGUCGGCAGAGGAAGAAAGUCGCACAGGUGCAAUUGAAGAACGAUUUCAACAGCAUUUCGCGAGAGAACGCGAUCAUCAAAAAGAAGCUCAAGUACUACGAGAAACUGAUCCUCAAGUUUAAGAAGUUCACGGAGUCGCACUUCCAGGAGUGUCAUGGCGGCGCCGAGAACAAAGACCUCAAGAUCAUGGAGGAGCUCCUGAUGAUAGACGAGGAUGUCAACGAGGUCAACGAAAAUGGACUCAUCGUGAAACUGGAAGACGACCACAUGUUGGCGGACUGA